This is a messenger RNA of Lathyrus oleraceus (garden pea), 561 nucleotides long. RefSeq lists its product as uncharacterized. The coding region runs from base 1 to 561 and encodes 186 amino acids. The record is from RefSeq and is a predicted model, not a curated record. NCBI's taxonomy places the organism in Eukaryota, Viridiplantae, Streptophyta, Magnoliopsida, Fabales, Fabaceae. The transcript is spliced from 2 exons.
AUGGAAGCAUGGAAUCGCUUGGAAGAUAUUUUUCAGGACAACCAAAAUGCUCGAGCUUUGAGAAAUGUCGGCUCCCUUGUCAACAAUCAUCGUCCGGUCCUUCAGCUGAUCUCUGGUCUCCCAGAAGCUUACUGCAGUGUUGCUACUUUGAUUCGCCAGAGCAACCCUCUUUCUGAAUUCUAUCAGGCUCGUUCCAUGCUCACUUUGGAAGAAGCUGGUAUGGCUAAAAGUGCAAACAAAGGCUCUCAUGCUGCUAUGCACACCACUCAGUCGAAACCUACUGAAGACACCUCUCAGCGUGGCAACCACCGCUCCGGCAACCGUUCUCGCUCCCAUGGCAACCAGGGUCGUGGAGGGGACGUGGUAACCGUAGUGCACCUCAGUCUGGAGCUCCCAACGCUCCCUCACCUUGGUCCUCUCCUCCUUGGCAACAACAACAAUAAUACCCAACCUGGCAACCAUGGGGUUGGACUCCACCACCAUGGACUAUGCCACCGUGUCCGUAUCCCACCUCUUAGUGGACACGCCAUGCCGGUCCUCCUAAGCAAUCAUACAUUCUAG